This is a messenger RNA of Paramecium tetraurelia, 1220 nucleotides long. RefSeq lists its product as uncharacterized. Gene Ontology annotation, molecular function: ATP binding; protein serine/threonine kinase activity. Gene Ontology annotation, cellular component: cytoplasm; nucleus. Lineage: Eukaryota; Ciliophora; Oligohymenophorea; Peniculida; Parameciidae. The transcript has 4 exons. The record is from RefSeq and is a predicted model, not a curated record. Gene Ontology annotation, biological process: peptidyl-serine phosphorylation; signal transduction; endocytosis.
AUGUAAACAACAUUACCAAAAGUAAGAUUGUAAAGUGAGUAUCCAGUAAAAAAGGUAGUAAGCCCUUAGAUUGAGUUACCUGCUGAAUAUAUUUUAGUUGAAAAGGCAGGGUAGGGUAGUUUUGGAGAGAUUUAUAAAAUCUAUAACACAAUCACUAAAACUUUACAUGCAUGCAAAGUGGAAUUUAAAGAUUCUAGAUAAUAAAAUCAAUAGUCUUUGUUAGUUAAAGAAUACAAUACAUUAAUGUAAUUGAAGGGAAUUCAAUAAAUACCACAACCAUACUAAUUGAUUUAACAGUAGGAUUACAAAUUAAUUAUAAUGCCAUUCUACGGUUCAGGUAAUUUGGAGGAGCUGCGUAAAAAAUAAUAAAAUGAGAAAUUCUCAGAAACAAGCAUUAUUAGAUUGACUUACUGUUUGAUUACGGCAAUUGAAGCAGUCCACGAAAGAAAAUUCGUUCACAGAGAUAUCAAGCCUGAGAAUUUCUUAGUUGGGAGUUAUGGUGACCAUCACACUGUCUAUUUAAUAGACUUUGGAUUGGCAAAACCAUAUUUAGAUUAAUAAGGAAUUCAUAUUCCUUAAGCAGAUAACAAAGGAAUGGUAGGAACCGCAAGAUAUACAAGCAUAAAUUCACAUUUAGGGGCUGAGUAAAGUAGAAGAGAUGAUUUAGAAGCAAUGUGUUACGUUCUGUUGUACCUCUAUAAUGGAUUGUUGCCAUGGCAAAAUUUCUCUUGUUAAACAAGAUAAGAGAAGUUUUUGAAAAUAUUAGAGGCAAAAUAGAAGUUUGCUGCUGGUUAAUUAGAAAUUAAUAUCCCUCCGAUUCUAAAGCAAAUAUAUGAUCAUUCAAAAGGACUGAGAUUUGAUGAACAACCUAAUUAUGCAAAGAUGAAAGAAAUAUGCAAGGAAGGACUCAAUAAAUCUAGACCUUAUUGUUUUGAUUGGUGUGCAUAAGACUGUAAAUUUAAACCCUAUGAUGAUAUGAAUGAUGGAUUUAGUGAAUUGGCAAGUGAGUUUUCUACAUUUAGAAAAUAACAAAGAGGAUAAACAACCGAUUAGAUAAGCACAAACAUCAAAAAGAUAUAACCAUUCAAGUAAAUAGAAGAAGAAGAUGAAGAAUCUAUUAAUGAAUUCCCUAAUGUUCAAAAGAUUACCAAGUUUUAUUAAAACAAAAAACAUUGAUUAAUGAUAAAUAUAUAUAUAUUAAUAAAUGAGAUAAGUGUUCA